AUGACAUCGACACAGGUCCCCGUGGUGAUAAACUACUACAAGCCCGGCACUGAACCGCCAGUAUAUAUCGCUGGUACAUUUUCCGACCCCCCCUGGAUUCCGCACCAGAUGGAGCACAUCCCCCGCGACGACGGGGAGUACAACUUCAAGAAAGAGGUCUGCGGCGAGCCCGGCUCAACGAUUCAGUACAAGUUCCGCAUUGGAACCGGAGACUGGUGGGUGCUCAAGGAAGAUGAACCGACAGUGACGGACGAUUCUGGAAAUACAAACCAUGUCCUAGAGGUGGGAGUCCUAAAAGAGACAUUUGACGGCGUGAAUCAGAAGGCAACUCCCAAACAUCUUGAGCCUCCAGGUGACCGGUCCGGGACUGGCACCUCCAUAGAAGCUCGGGUCGCGGCCGAGGUAGCAGACUCCGCCGAGCUUCUCCACGAAGGGGUACCGAAGCGCGAGCAAGUACAAGACAAUACCAAGGGUGCGGAAAAAGCAGUAGAAGAGGAACCUCCAGCGAAAACGCUGAACAAGGACAGGCAGCAGGGCACCAUUUUCAUUCUCGACCCGCCCCCAGGCGAGCGCCCCCUUGCUGAGAUGCAGCCGCGAGACUACGAGUUCCACCGUGGCCAUGACGAGUACAUCGCCGACAAAUCACCGCUUUUCGCGCACGAGCGAGUUGGAAUGUACCAAUCUGACGAAGAGGAGGAAGAGGAGGAGAGUCCUGAAGAGGAGAGCCUGGACGUGGCGCCACAGGGAUACGCCGAGGCCCAAAAGGUCGACUUUGAUGACCCGACACUUGAGCGGUUUCCAUCAGAUCGGGAAGAGAUUAUCGAUGCGGUCCGACACCUGAGUACCGGGCUCCCGAUCGACGAUGUGUCGUUCGAUGCGGGGCGCCAGAGUCCGGUCGUCAACCCGUCACGGCGAGGCACAGAGGUUAUCACAGGCGACUUCUCGUUGUCACCCCCUGGACCAAAGUCGGGACCUUCUUCGCGCCGGUCGUCGAGAAAAUCUCCCAGGGGAUCCCUCGGGUCCCAUAAAACAACGAGCUCGCUUCAUUCCAUCUCAGAGAACGAGGAGCAAGAUGAAGAAGAGCUGGAAGAGCAGACCAGCCCUCGGCCGGCGGUGGUUUUCACGAACCCAUUGGGGCAAAAGCCCAAGCCCCGACGCUUGACUCUCUCAGCUAGUGACGAGGAUGAAGGGGUCGCGCUCCGUGAGGGUAUAAGCCCUAGAACGGUUAGGCCCAAGGGUCAGAGGAUUACGACACCGCCGAUGUCUCCAAGGACAGGUGGAGAGGGUGGUCCGGCUGGAGGUACGUCCGGAAACUCGAAACCGGCCGACGCCGACGCCGAGGAAGAUAAUAACCCGGAUGUGCAGCCCUACGACCUUGACAAGAAUAAAUUCGGGUCUUCCGUGGCACCCAAGAGAAGUCAAGCCGAGGUAGCAGCACCGCAGCCCACAGAGGUUGAAGACUUUGGACACAGCGAGAGAGCACCGGAGAGAAAGGAGGCAGCGCCUCAGCCCGCAAUCAUCACAACCGAUACCGAUGUAGACUUCUCAGCUGACAAGCCGAGCUACGCCGAAGUUGUGGUCUCUAAGCCUUCUAGCAGUGACGAAGAAGGGACUCAAGCUGAGGGGCCGGGCACUCAGCGCGCUGCUACCGGUGAAUCCUCUGGGUCGGAAACUGAAGACCCCGGCCGGGACGAAGAUGGACGCCCGUCCACGGCAACAACAAAAAACCUCCGCAGGAGGUCAGUUCAGACGGCACAAAAGACGGGCGAAACAGUUACACCGUCGUCCCACGCUGGCCGAGAUGUCCCGUUCGUUCGGCCUAAGUGGGAGGUUGGCUGGAUCAAGACCAUCUUUCGGGCUGUGUUUGUGGGGUUUCUGGGCGGGAUUGUCAACCGUGUGAUGAAGAUGCUGAGAUUGGAGCAGGUGGUGGAGUGGAUUAGGACGAGGAGGGGGGUGAGAGAAACUGUUACUCGUGAGGGUGGUGGGGUAGAUGAAGAAGAACGUGGCAGUGGCAGUGGGAGUGGGAGUACCAGAGGGGAAGCAUUCAUCCUCCAGUUCCGACCCCCUCGGCACAAGAUUGACUUGGAUAUUACCAAGGCUGCGAGGACGAUUUGGGGGGAGUUGGUACCGGUUACGAGGUAUGUGGGGGUGGUUACAGCAGGGGGGAGUGAGGAGGCAGCGGGGAUGGAAACAGAGACGAGGACAGCAGCAGCAGCAGCAGCAGCAGGAGCAGAAGAAGAAGAAGAAGAAGAAGAAGCACAAGGACAGGAAACAACAACAGCAAACGGGCCAGGAACGUCAAUAACCGUCCUCCCCUCCAGCACCCAGGAGAAUCUUUACACAGGGAACCCUACCACCCUGAUAGCAUACACCCACACCCUCCUCCCCGGCACCCCCCUCUCCUCUCUCUACACCACCAUCAACCCCCUCCCACUCCAUCCCACACUCCCCAAACCCCCCAAUCUCGAUCCCGAACUACCUAACCUCCACCCUCUCCUAAAAGCCCUCGCAAAAUCCUACUUCGCCCCCGCCUUCCGCGCCUCCCUGCCCCCAUCCUCACCUCAUCUGCCCGUCGUCAAGCGGGCUGUUGGCUGGACUGUUCGACGCCAACUUCGUCGGUUGGAGAGGGGGUUACCGGAACGGUUUAAGGGGGUUGUGAGGGGGUUUUUGGAGGGGGAUGUUGUUAAUGGGAAUGGGAAUGUGAGGAGGGGGCUUGGGGGGAUUGAGGGGGUUGAGGGGAUUGAAGGAGAUCUUGAGGGGGGUCUAGAAGAGAUUGAGGAGGGUUUGCCGUGGGUUUUGACACAUGGGGAUUUUAUUGGUGGGGGGAAUGUGUUGGUUGAUGUUGGGGGGGAUGAGAGUGAUGGGGGUGAUGGUGACAGGGACCAAGGCCCGGGGGUAAGGCUUACAGGGCUGGUGGACUGGGCGGAAGGGGAGUGGUUGCCUUUUGGGGUGGGGUUAUAUGGGAUUGAGGAGGUUUUGGGGCGGGUUGUGGAGGUUGAGGAGGAGGUUGAGGCCGGCGAUAGGGACGAAGACGCAGACGAGAGCGAAGACGGUCAAGAGGAAAACGAUAGAAACGCCAGUGCCACCGGAACGAGACCGAACCCCAAAACAACAAAAACAAAAACAAAAACAAAAACGACCAAAAAAUUCGAAUACCUCCCCAAUGCCAACGCGCUGCGGGCCACCUUCUGGGAAGCACUCACGGCUGAAAUCCCUGAGCUCGCAGACCCGGUGUUUCGCAGACGGGUGGAAAAGGCGAGGGUGCUGGGGUUGUUGUUGUGGUACGGCAUCGCGUUUGACGACGGCGCGCUUAAUAGGGUGGCCCGGGAGAGAGAGGACGAUGGGGAGCUGCAGAAGCUGGAUUUAUUUAUGUUUGGGUCUUGGUCUGAGUUUGGGGAAAGUUGUGGUGCGACCGAGGAUAAUGGUGUUUAA
Messenger RNA from Dichotomopilus funicola, 3432 nucleotides. RefSeq lists its product as uncharacterized. The transcript has 5 exons. The record is from RefSeq and is a predicted model, not a curated record. Lineage: Eukaryota; Fungi; Ascomycota; Sordariomycetes; Sordariales; Chaetomiaceae. Bases 1 to 3432 code for a protein of 1143 amino acids.